Molecule: messenger RNA, 1025 nt
Organism: Zingiber officinale
Lineage: Eukaryota; Viridiplantae; Streptophyta; Magnoliopsida; Zingiberales; Zingiberaceae
Product: RING-H2 finger protein ATL67-like
Exons: 2
Coding region: 94-627 (177 amino acids)
Biological process (GO): protein ubiquitination
Molecular function (GO): transferase activity
Source: RefSeq, a predicted model, not a curated record
UAAAUGCUUGGCCGGGACACUCCCAGCGACCUCCUCUAGUACUCAGCCGGCGACUCUUUCCCACUCCAACGAUGCACCCUUCUCCGCUGCAUCAUGUCCGCCGCCUCCUCCGCCGCCACCUCCUCCUCCUCCCUGCUCGUCGUCCUCCCCCGCCUCCUCGCCAUCGCCCUCUUCCUCCUCCUCCUCUUCACCCUCCUUGCCUUCUACCUCUGCCUCCGCCGCCGCCGCCUCCCAAACCCUAACCUCGACCCUCUACCCAACGACUCCAUUACUCUUCCACGGAUAAUAUUCGUCGCCGAGGACGACGCCGACGGCGGCCGCGCGUCCGGGCUCGACCAGGCGGCCAUCAGCUCGUACCCUAAGUUCCCCUUCGCGGCGGCCAAGGGCGGCGACCCCCUCUGCUCGAUUUGCCUCUGCGAGUACCGGGAGGGGGAGAUGCUCCGGAUGCUUCCCGACUGCGGUCACUGCUUCCACCUCCUUUGCGUCGAUGUGUGGCUCCAGCUCAAUGCCUCCUGCCCCGUCUGCCGGAACUCGCCGUUGCCGACGCCGGUGCAGACUCCGAUCUCAACGCCUCUGUCAGAACUUGCUCCACUUGCGCAGUUCGUGGCUGACCGCAGGAGGAGGUAGAAAUUUGAUGACAAAACCAGUGGUACAAAUGGUAGCUGGUGACCUGAAAAACUUCUAGUGCUGCAUCAUCUUUGUAUUGUGAUAGUCUUGACGAUUUAGCUUGUGAUUGCAUUGCGCUUCAUUCGAGUUAACCAAUCAUGCAAAAUUCACGUACAUCAAACACGGUAACACUGGACUAAAGUGGUGUGUGCUCCUGCGCUACGGUGCACCGACAAUGAACUUUCACAGUUAACUAGGUAUUCAUCGGUCAGUUCCUAAUUGAGAUGCACUGUGAAUUAAUUUUCUCCAGUGAAAAAAUAAUCUUGAAAUGUUGACUAUAGAGUGAUGUGCCAUUCGCAUCUCUGGAUUUUUUUUAGUAGUUGAUGGAAAAUUUCAAUGGUUGAAUGAAUUAUUAUUAU